Messenger RNA from Truncatella angustata, 1374 nucleotides. Its product is annotated as MGT family glycosyltransferase. NCBI's taxonomy places the organism in Eukaryota, Fungi, Ascomycota, Sordariomycetes, Amphisphaeriales, Sporocadaceae. The record is from RefSeq and is a predicted model, not a curated record. The transcript has 2 exons. Bases 1 to 1374 code for a protein of 457 amino acids. Gene Ontology annotation, molecular function: UDP-glycosyltransferase activity.
AUGGCGUCACACCACAGACCUCUUGUGCUAAUAUGCAGCACGCCCGUUUCCGGGCAUAUCAUACCUAUGCUGGCCAUUGCAAAACAGCUCGCCGACCGUGAAUAUGAUGUCUGCUUCGUAUCUGGCUCCGGAUACCGUGGACAGGUCGAGGCAGUUGGCGCCUCGUUUGUUUCAGUGGAAGGAUACGGCGACUUCUACGACCUGACGUCAUGGGACCUUGAUACUGAAUGGCCCGCAGGUCAAAAGCAUCUGGAAGGGCCAGCCUGUUUCAACCACGACUUGAUUCAUGUAUUUUGUAAAUCAUUGCCUUCGCAACACGAUGCCAUUCAGAGAGCUCUCAAGACGCUCAGAGCUCAGAACUUGCACAGGCCCAUUAUUCUCAUGACCGAGAGCCUGAAUUUCGGGGCCUUGGCCAUAGCGCUUGGCGCACCAGGUCUUCGUCCCGAUGGGUUUAUAGCCAUUGGUCUCAACCCCAUCCUGCUUACCAGCAUGGACCAUUCGCCUUUUGGGUCUGGUAUGCUACCCGAUAGGUCUACAGAGGGCCGAGCGCGCAACAAACUUGCGAAUGAAGCCCAGAAGCAGUUUUUUGCCCCCUCUCAGGCGGCGUAUGUCGAGGCACUCGUGAGUGUCGGAGCCACUGCAAAGUCAGACGAUGAGUUCCUGCUUGAUUCUCUCUAUACUCUGCCAGAUCGUUUCAUACAAAUGUGCACGCCAAGCGUGGAAUACCACAGGAGCGACGCUCCGAACACUCUGCGAUUUGCUGGUGGCUAUCCCACCACAACUGUGUCUCAAGGUAUAACGAGAAGAUGGGAGAGACCAUCGUGGUGGGAUGAAGUUGUAGCCAGUGACAAAGCCACCAAGAAAAAGAUCGUCUUUGUCUGCCAGGGAACCGUCGCCAUGGAUUUUGAUCAGCUGGUCAUCCCUGCGAUGACCGCACUGAAAGACCGCUCGGACACUAUCGUGGUUAUCGCACUCGGUAGACCGGACGUAAAACUGUCAGCAGACGUGAUGGUUCCUUCGAAUUACCGGGUGGCAGAUUACAUUCCUUACGACAGUAUCCUACCUCAUGUCGACGCCUUCGUCACGACAGGGGGGUAUGGAUCUUUCCAGCGCGCGCUUAACCAUGCCACGCCUCUUGUCAUAGCCGGUACAACUGAAGAAAAGCCCGAAACGGCUGCGAGAGCUGAAUGGGCGGGCGUUGCAGUGAAUCUUCGGACCGCCUACCCUUCAGUUGAGCAGCUGAGACGAGCCGUCGACGAGAUUCUCGGAAAUGAGAAGUACAAGAUUAGGGCGUUAGAGAUACAGGCUGAAAUUGCUACGUAUGAUCCUAUCAACGUGAUAAUUGAAAACAUUGAGGAGCUGACGUCGAAAUAA